Messenger RNA from Caenorhabditis bovis, 2583 nucleotides. The record is from the annotation of a GenBank genome assembly. NCBI's taxonomy places the organism in Eukaryota, Metazoa, Nematoda, Chromadorea, Rhabditida, Rhabditidae.
AUGCUUAUUAUUAGCUUACUCGGUUUUUUAGUUCCAGUACUACAAGGAGUCUCGCGAUGUUCGACGCCAAACGCCACAACCUACCUCCGAUCUGAAGGAACACGAUUAAUGGAAUUCUCCACAAAAGUGCUAAAAGACGUGACACUCAACGAAUGCGCAAACUCGUGCUCAAAAAAUGAUGGAACAGACGAAUGUUUAUCAUUUGAAUAUGACAGCUCAACUCUGCAAUGCUCGCAACAUUCAGACGACGGGCAGCCAUUCGGAGCCUCAGUACUAGCAAAAGCUUCGCAGACAAUUUCAUUUUUUCAGCAAAUAUGUCUUCUAGAAGAAGCCCUAUGCGAAGCGCCAUAUUCAUUCGAAAGAUACCCGCAAAGUAUCCUAAUUGGGCAUGCAAUGAAGGUCGAAACCGUCGACGGCCUCUCCGUGUGCCUUUCGAAAUGCUUAUUAGCUCAUGAGCAAUUCAAUUUUUUGUGCAAAUCGGUUAUAUAUUACUACGAGACCGGCGAAUGCAUUAUGAAUCGCGAUUCGAAGUUCAUUCAUCCGAAAUUGUUUCGAACCGGCGUCGCCGACACACUCGUCGAUUAUUUCGAGAAUAAUUGCGCCGACAUCAGCUGCUCAUCGGGAAGCACCUUGCAUUGGGUGAGAACUGAAGAAUAUUCAAUAGAUGAAGCUAAGGAUGUGAUCGUUGAAAGCUCCGAUGCUCAGCAAUGCAACCAACUAUGCCAGGCCAACAAAAUCGGCGAGGAGCAUUUCCCGUGCAAAGCGUUUGCCUACAGCAACUCCAAACAAGAAUGCCACUUGACUGCUGAAUCGUCCUAUAUUGGGCAUAAAGGGGAUAAGACGUUCAAUCUUGCGCCGUUGUCGAGCGGAGAGUAUUUCGAAAAAUACUGCCUAAAAACAAAUCUUCAAUGCAUUGAAGCGAGCUUCGAGCUCGUCGCCAAUCGAAUGAUGAUGCUCAACUAUCGAACCGUAUCAGCUCAAUCGCAGCACGAAUGCCUGGCUCAGUGUAUGCGAGACGGCGCGCGUUGCGCCAGCGUCACCUACUUCUACCUCGACGAUGAGUGCCAAUUAUCGGACAGCUCGCAAUUCUCGCGGCCUGAUCAAUUCGUCACUGCAAACUUUACCGAUUACUUUGACAAAAUUUGCGAUCCAACCGAUCCGAAGGCCAUCGAUCUUCCGAAGCUUGUUGAAAUCAAUGAAUCGAAAGAUGAUAACCUUUUGAAUGCUACUAAUGAAAGGACUGUUGCUCAAGGAGCAACAAACUUCGAAGUGUCGACGUCGGAUCCAUCCGAAGACGUGAAGGAUCUCGAAGCGUUGAAUGCGAUUCAUGGAGAUGAGAGUCGAAUGGAAACACUAACCGAAGUCGAGCAAACUGUUAUUGACGACGCCGAUGAGUUCAACAAAGUGACGUCAUCAUCAGAAGAGCCUUCAGAAGCCCGAGUAAAAGCGCAUUUAUCGACAGAAUGCCGAAUGUCUGGAAUCACCGUUUCAAUAAGCUUCAGCGCUCCAACGUCAGGCACCAUUUAUAUCAAAGACCAUUUUUCGACGUGCCAUUCAGAAUUCGACAAUUCGACAUCCGCCGACCUCCACAUUCCGCUUCCCCGUGAGGACGACGCGAAUCCGCGUUGCGGCGGCACCCAAACCGAGCCGGCGAAAUGGAUGUUCGAGGUGGUCGUCGAGCGCAACGAAAUGCGAUCGCCGUCGUUGAUCACGACGAAAGACAAGACGUUCCACGUGACAUGCGACUACACGAAAAUUCUCGACAAACACCAAUUGGCGGCGUUGCGUCCAAAAGGCGACGGCAUCGAAGACGAGACGAGCGAGAGGAUUCUGAUGGAAAUUGUGAGGAACGGCCGAGCGGUGACGACGGUGCCGCUGGGAGCCGAAGUCAUCCUCCGAUGGACAGUAAUCAAUCAAUCGUCCAAUUUCGGCUUUUUCAUCAAUGACUGUAUCGCAGAGCGCGUUGGUGGCGAAUCGCCCCAUCCGGAGCCUCUCAAAAUUAUCUAUCAGGGAUGUCCCGAAGAGAAGGUCCGCAAUCGCCUAUUAAGCGACCCAAUAACGGAGCACAAUGGUGUCUAUUCGACAAAGAUGAAGGUGUUUCGAUUCGACGGCUCGCGAAGGGUCCGAAUCAAGUGCACCAUCGAUGUCUGCGUUGAAAAGUGCCCACCGGUACUCUGUGAUGAUCUAGACGUUCGCAAUGUGGAUAGCUACGGAAAAAAGAAGAAAAGAGAUACGACGAGUGUGGAGAAAUGGCUGAGAAAAUCGGCGAGCCGAAGACAAAGGAGCAUUGUCGCCGGAACGCUCACCAUUAUUGAUGAGGCCGAGAGAAAAUUGGAAAAACCGCGUCCCGAAUUCUUCACAAACUCGUCGAGUUUUUGCGUGUCGAAGAAUCGCGUCGAGCUCGUCGUGAUUCUCGUCGUCGUUCUCGUUCUCGCCCAAAUCGCCGCCGCCGCGUUUUUCUACAACAAAUGUUUGCGAGUGCGCGACGCUGAGACGAGAAGCCUCUACUCAAACUCAUCGGGCGCCUACAGCACCUGUCACUCGCCUCCCAGGGUCCCUCCAAGGCUGCAGCACUUUACUUAA